CCGGGUGAUUGUGUCAACUAUCGGUGUCAACGAUUGUGACGUGUAAAUUUUCUAAUAUACAAAUAAAUAUUUCUGGAUUUUAUUUGAAUUUUUGAUAUAUUUGUCAAAUCAAAAUGAGUUCCUUUAAAAGAGAUAAAAAGGAGGAAGAAGAUGGAGGUGGCAAUCCAUUUCAAAACAUCGAGAAAACUACUGUGCUCCAAGAAGCUAGAGUAUUCAACGAAACUUCUGUCAAUCCCAGAAAAUGUACACCAAUUCUCACCAAAUUGUUAUAUUUAUUGAACCAGGGGGAAUCUCUCAGUGUUCAGGAAGCCACAGAUGUUUUCUUUGCAAUGACAAAGCUAUUUCAGUCGAAAGAUGUAAUUCUCAGGCGCAUGGUAUACCUGGGGAUCAAAGAACUAAGCUCUGUCGCGGAUGAUGUUAUAAUCGUAACGUCAAGCCUUACAAAAGACAUGACUGGGUUGUCAGGAAAAGAGGACAUGUACAGGGCUGCUGCAAUCAGAGCUCUUUGUAGCAUAACUGACUCUACAAUGCUGCAGGCUAUUGAAAGAUACAUGAAACAAGCAAUCGUUGAUCGUAACUCAGCAGUAAGCUCUGCUGCUCUUGUAAGUUCCCUACAUAUGACCAAAUUGGCUUCAGAAGUGGUUAAACGUUGGGUUAAUGAAGCACAGGAAGCAAUCAGAAGUGAUAACAUCAUGGUGCAGUACCAUGCUCUUGGUCUACUAUAUCAUAUAAGGAAAACUGACCGAUUAGCAGUUACUAAGCUAAUUGCAAAAUUGACAAAAAUGUCUCUCCGAUCCCCUUAUGCUGUUUGUAUGUUGAUUCGAAUAACCGCAAAACUUCUGGAGGAAGAAGAUUCCCCUUACUUUGAAUUCAUUGAAUCCUGCCUGAGGCACAAAUCAGAAAUGGUAGUGUACGAAGCAGCACACGCUAUUGUCAACUUGAAACGCACCACCAGCAGGGAAUUGGCUCCAGCUAUAAGUGUUCUUCAACUCUUCUGUGGUUCCCCCAAACCGACACUGAGAUUCGCAGCAGUCCGAACGCUCAAUCAGGUUGCGAUUUCACAUCCUGCUGCAGUAACUGCUUGCAAUUUGGAUUUGGAGAAUCUCAUAACUGAUUCUAAUAGGUCCAUUGCCACACUAGCCAUUACAACACUCUUGAAAACAGGUGCUGAAUCCUCAGUUGAUCGCCUAAUGAAACAAAUUGCAACAUUCGUGUCCGAAAUCAGCGACGAAUUCAAAGUAGUUGUAGUCCAAGCUAUCAGGGCAUUAGCUUUGAAAUUCCCGCGAAAACAUACUGUUCUCAUGAACUUCUUAUCAGCUAUGUUGCGCGACGAAGGCGGUUUGGAGUACAAAGCAUCAAUUGCUGACACUAUUAUAACAAUUAUCGAAGAUAAUCCUGAAGCUAAAGAAACAGGAUUAGCACAUCUCUGCGAGUUUAUAGAAGAUUGCGAACACGUUUCACUGGCUGUCAGGAUUUUGCAUUUGCUCGGGAAAGAGGGGCCGAAAACAAAGCAGCCUUCAAGAUAUAUCCGUUUCAUCUAUAAUCGAGUCAUCCUGGAGUGUCCUUCUAUUAGAGCUGCUGCAGUAUCAGCUAUGGCACAAUUUGGGGCAUCUUGUCCAGAUUUGUUGGAGAACAUUCAAGUCUUAUUAGCUCGCUGUCAGAUGGAUUCUGAUGAUGAAGUCCGUGAUCGGGCUACUUAUUACAGCAGUAUUUUGAGCAGAAGUGAUAAAAGCCUUUACAAUAAUUAUAUUUUGGAAACUUUACAGGUUUCCAUUCCAUCUCUGGAAAGAUCAUUGAAAGAAUACACUCAGAAUGCAUCAGAUCAACCAUUUGACAUCAAAUCAGUACCACUUGCUUCUAUUCCAACUACUGAGGAGCGUGAAGUCAAACACAGAGCUGAGGGUAUGCUUGUGUCUCAGGGCCCCGCAAGACCAGUUCCAGUCUCGCGAGAAGAAAACUUUACCGAAAAACUCAGCGCUAUACCAGGAAUACAGCAAUUGGGCCCCUUGUUCCGCAGCUCAGAAGUCGUGGAACUGACCGAAUCAGAAACAGAAUACUUCGUCCGAUGUAUCAAGCACUGCUUCACUCACCACGUUGUUCUGCAAUUUGAUUGUUUGAACACCCUAAGUGAUCAGCUACUGGAGAAUGUCAGGGUGGAGUUGGAGCCGAGCGAAAUGUUCGAGAUCAUUUCGGAAGUUCCUUGCCCCAAGCUCCCUUAUAACGAGUCUGGUACCACUUAUGUAGUGUUGAAGUUCCCCGACGAUGACCUAGCUGCUUGCGUUGGCACUUUCGGGGCAGUUCUCAAGUUCGUUGUGAAAGAUUGCGAUCCUACGACUGGGUUACCAGAUUCCGAUGAAGGCUACGACGAUGAAUACAUGUUAGAAGACCUGGAAAUCACACUCGAAGAUCAGAUCCAGAGGGUCAGCAAAGUCAACUGGGGUGCGGCAUGGGAAGAAGCAGCAGCCACCUUCGUGGAAAAGGAAGACACUUAUUCCUUGAGCUCUAUGAAUACUCUGGAGGAAGCAGUUAAGAAUAUCAUUCAAUUCCUAGGUCUCCAACCAGCAGAAAGAACGGAUAAGGUUCCUGAGGAAAAAUCAACUCAUACUCUUUUACUAGCAGGAAUGUUUCGAGGAGGUAUUGACAUUUUAGUUAGGGCAAAACUAGCCCUAGCUGAUGGUGUGACUAUGCAACUGACCGUGAGGUCACCCGAUGCUGAUGUUGCUGAACUUAUAACCUCGUCUGUAGGCUAAGAGAAAAGUUAGCUUGGUUAGAUGUUCGAAAUUAUCAGGUCAUGUGUAUUAUAUUUGAUGUUAUUCCAAUUUUAAUAAACCCUCCUAAUUUAAGUUAA
Molecule: messenger RNA, 2848 nt
Organism: Leptinotarsa decemlineata (Colorado potato beetle)
Lineage: Eukaryota; Metazoa; Arthropoda; Insecta; Coleoptera; Chrysomelidae
Gene: gammaCOP
Product: Coat Protein (coatomer) gamma
Biological process (GO): organelle transport along microtubule; intracellular protein transport; endoplasmic reticulum to Golgi vesicle-mediated transport
Cellular component (GO): endoplasmic reticulum-Golgi intermediate compartment; Golgi membrane; endoplasmic reticulum
Molecular function (GO): structural molecule activity
Source: RefSeq, a predicted model, not a curated record